ACGGAAACGGAAGGGGUGGUACACAUGUAAAGUGAAAUCUCGAAGCUUGCUGCCCGAGUUAUUAAUUUUUUCAGUAAACAAUUAUGGCGGCCGCGGAUCCCUGGUCCUCGAGUCAUGGCAGGCCCGCAAGCAGAGGAGAGUUCCCGGCUGGUGAGAGCAGCAACGAGCGCGAUGGCCCGGGAGGAAGCGGCGGAGAGGGAGAAUCCGAGCCAGAUCGGUCAACAUUCGAAUGCAACAUUUGUUUGGACACAGCAAGGGACGCUGUCAUCAGCUUGUGCGGGCACUUGUUCUGCUGGCCCUGCCUUCAUCAAUGGUUGGAGACACGGCCCAGCCAACAGCAGUGUCCUGUGUGUAAAGCAGGCAUCGGCAGAGAGAAAGUCAUCCCCCUCUAUGGCAGAGGGAGCUCCAGCCAAGAGGACCCCAGGUUGAAAACCCCGCCUCGUCCUCAGGGACAGAGAACGGAGCCAGAGAGCAGAGGGCCCUUCCAGGGGUUUGGGGACACUGGCUUCCACAUGUCCUUUGGGAUCGGUGCAUUCCCAUUCGGCUUCUUCACCACAGUCUUCAACACCAAUGACCCCUUCCACAGAGCAGACGCAUAUGCAGCCGAUCACCAAGGCAACCCUGACAACGGCAACAACUGGCAGGACUCUCUCUUCCUGUUCGUGGCCAUCUUCUUGUUCUUCUGGCUGCUGACUGUGUGAGGGAGAAUAUGGAUAGAAGGUGGAAAAGGAGAGGUGUAGGGAUGGGGGAGUGUGUGUGUGUGUAUGUAUAUAUAUGCUUAUACACACACAUCAAAGCAUCAGGAACGACCAACUUUCUUGCUCAGUAGUGACUGGGAGAUUUUAGACUAUAGAUGGGUGGUGGUGGGAUGACUGUCAGUUUACUUUUAGCAAGUGAUAUCUAAUGCAACAAACAAACUAGUCUAAUAUUUGUCUAUUCUUCCCCCCCCCCCCCCCCCCACAAUUAUUUAUGAGAUUCAUUUGGUUAGGGAGAGUACACUGAGACACCACUCUGUGGUGGAUGAUACCCAAACGUGAGUGUGAGUGAAGCGAAAUCAAUCUAUCCACCUUUCUCUGCAUUUGUACAUAAAUACACCACACACACAGUGGAUACCCGGGUUGAGGUGUGGGGGCUGACUUUUUAGGGAUGGAACUGGUGUAUAGACUGGAAUCAGUGUUGAGAGAAAUGGUUGGAUUGAGUUAAUUGUAAAUUAGGGGAGUAUGACAAUAAUCACUAAGUAACUUUACUGUACCACAAUACCUAUGUGGUUAACAUAGAGAUACAGUUGAAGUCGGAAGUUAAAAUACACUUUAGCCAAAUAAAUUUAAACUCAGUUUCACAAUUCCUGAUAUUUAAUCCUAGUAAAAAUUCCCUGUCUUAGGUCAGUUAGGAUCACCACUUUAUUUUAAGAAUGUUAAAUGUCAGAAUAAUAGUAGAGCAAAGGAUUUAUUUCAGCUUUUAUUUUUUUCAUCACAUUCCCAGUGGGUCAGACGUUUACAUACACUCAAUUAGUAUUUGGUAACAUUGCCUUUAAAUUGUUUAACUUCCGUCAAAUGUUUUGGGUAGCCUUCCACAAGCUUCCCACAAUAAGUUGGGUGAAUUUUGGCCCAUUCCUCCUGACAGAGCUGGAGUAACAGAGUUAGGUUUGUAGGCCUCCUUGCUUGCACACACUUUUUCAGUUCUGCCCACAAAUAUUCUAUGGGAUUGAGGUCAGGGCUUUGUGAUGGCCAUUCCAAUACCUUGACUUUGUUGUCCUUAAGACAUUUCUCCACAACUUUGGAAGUAUGCUUUGGGUCAUUGUUCAUUAGGAAGACCCAUUUGCGACUAAUCUUUAACUUCAUGACUGAUGUCUUGAGAUGUUGCUUCAAUAUAUCCACAUAAUUUUCCUUCAUCAUGAUGCCAUCUAUUUUGUGAAGUGCACCAGUCCCUCCUGCAGCAAAGCACCCCCACAACAUGAUGCUGCCAUCCCUGUGCUUUACGGUUGGGAUGGUGUUCUUCGGCUUGCAAGCCUCCCACUUUUUCCACCAAACAUAACAAUGGUCAUUAUAGCCAAAUAGUAUAUAUAUAUUUUUUUCAUCAGACCAGAGGACAUUUCUCCAAAAAGUACAAUCUUUUUCGCCAUGUGCAGUUGUAAACCGUAGUCUGGCUUUUUUAUGGCAGUUUUGGAGCAGUGGCUUCUUCCUUGCUGAGUGACCUUUCAGGCUAUGUCGAUAUAGGACUCGUUUUACUGUGGAUAUAGAUACUUUUGUACCGGUUUCCUCCAGCAUCUUCACAAGGUCCUUUACCAAAGUACGUUCAUCUUUAGGAGACUGAAUGCGUCUCCUUCCUGAGCGGUAUGACAGCUGCAUGGUCCCAUGGCGCUUAUGCUUGCAUACUAUUGUUUGUACAGAUGAACGUGGUACCAUCAGGCAUUUGGAAAUUGCUCCCAAGGAUGAAUCAGACUUGUGGAGGUCAAACUUUUUUCUGAGGUCUUGGCUGAUUUCUUUUAAUUUCCCCAUGAUGUCAAGCAAAGAGGCACGGCGUUUGAAGGCCCUGAAAUACAUCCACAGGUACACCUCCAAUUUACUAUGAUGUCAAUUAGCCUAUCAGAAGCUUCUAAAGCCAUACCAUCCUUUUCUGGAAUUUUCCAAGCAGUUUAAAGGCACAGUCAACUUAGUGUAUGUGAACUUCUAACCCACUGGAAUUAUGAUGCAAUGAGUUUAGUGAAAUAAUCUGUCUGUAAAUAAUUGUUGAAAAAAAUUUACAUGUCAUGCACAAAGUAAAUGUCCUAACCAACUUGCCAAAACUAUAGUUAAUAAGAAAUUUGUGGAGUAGUUGAAAAAUAAUUUUUAAUGACUCCAACCUAAGUGUAUGUAAACUUCCGACUUCAACUGGACUUAGACAAAAUGGAAUACAAAAAUUGCCCUUUGAAGGAAUUUCAGGUUUAGGCUAUUCCCCAAAUAUUAGAGCUUGUUUGAGUUAAGGGAGGGUGAGAAUGGGAUUAUAACCUGAUACCAUAAAAAAAAUGUUUUUUGUUCCUAUAGACACUUUUAUUUCCAGGCCAAAGAGCGAUGUAUCACCGUCAAGUACGAUUUUGGGAAAAUGUAUUUGAAUAUUCCUGAUUACAAUUUUAACUGAUUCAAUUUUUGUCCGUAGAUUUUAGGAACAUAAUUUAUGAAUGUUCUUUAGGAUGGUCUACAGACUGGUACAAUAACAACUUUGUAUAUUCUCUUAACAAACUGCCAUUGCACUGUGAAGUCAUAGAGAAGACAGACCUAAUAAUGUGGACAUGUUAUAAGUUCUUUGUCAUAUGUUAACAGUCUAACACUAUUGUAAAGAGUCAUGAAGAUAGUGUACGGGAAGGAUGGUGUGAGCAGUAUUGUGUACAGUUGUGCUCUGGAGAAUUCGCCACAUAUGAGUAAAUACUGCACGACGUCACAGUAUUCUCUGGGGACAGUUAGUGGAACAUUUUUAAAUCUACAAAUCAAAGUGAUCUGGAACACAACACAGAAUCCUUUUGAUCUGGAUGAAAUGUACUAAACCUGUCCUUGGGGGCUUGUAGCUGGGCACAGUGCUACAAAGGAAAAGAUGGCAGCAGAGUCACGUUCAUUAAGGCACAACAUAGCAAACCUUUUGCAAAAUAAAACAAGUGUUUAUUGGACAAAUUCAGAUUGUACCUGUUUCACUGUUUUGUACAGUUUACUUCUGUUUUGUGCCUACUGAACAUGACCCAGGUGCAGAAGUCAAUACAGUGUUUGUCAGAUCCUUUUUGACUUAAGUCAGAAUGAGUAUUUGAUAUCUGCAACUAAAAUAAAUUUCAUGUGAUGAGCAACAUGAACUGUGCCCAAUGUGACGACAUGGACUAUUAUAAUUGUAAGAUUUCAAUGAGUGUUUCUCCUGAUUGUAAGUAUUUGUGUGUCUGUCUGUAUAUACAUUUGUAUAUAUGAAUAUUGUAAAAGCUGUUUUUACGUGUUUCCAAAUGACCAGCCAUGGCAAUGAGACAAGAUGUGAGAUGGUUUGAGUUUAACCUGGCCAGCAUGUCAUGAUGUAGCAGAGUCCCCCUCUUCCACUCGGUGAAAGACAAGUUACAUUUCUGUACUCGUACCGGUAUAUGAGCCAACCAGAAGCGAGUGAGCAGUGUAUGAAAAGGAAACAAUAACUCCCAUUUCACCCUACCCAUUUCAUUUUGAUACAACUCCUGUGAAGUCUAUGAAAUGGGUUGAAGAUCAAGAGUGUCCAGGAACUCUGUAGCACCUUACCAAACAGCACCAGCCCAAUAACAUCCAUGCAACGUUUUGAGUAAAGGAAGGGCUAUGGGGGCACAAAAUGAUGAGAAGGUGGUCUUUCUUGUGAUGUACCGUUGGAGGGGCGAAGUAAUUUCCUACAUAUCACUGUCUGAUCAAGCUAGGCAUUUGUAUUCUGAGUCUUUUGUGACACAAAAAGAGAUGGAAAUGACAUUUGUGACAGUGAGACAUUGUGCAAAACCGAAUGGUCACGGAGCUAUGGAAAUGUUUUCCUGCACUCUGAAUAAAUAGUUGUUUAAUACAUUUAA
Oncorhynchus masou masou (cherry salmon) is the source of this 4531-nucleotide messenger RNA. RefSeq names its product E3 ubiquitin-protein ligase RNF5-like. The coding region runs from base 84 to 701 and encodes 205 amino acids. NCBI's taxonomy places the organism in Eukaryota, Metazoa, Chordata, Actinopteri, Salmoniformes, Salmonidae. The record is from RefSeq and is a predicted model, not a curated record. Gene Ontology annotation, molecular function: ubiquitin protein ligase activity; metal ion binding; ubiquitin-like protein conjugating enzyme binding. The transcript has 6 exons. Gene Ontology annotation, biological process: ubiquitin-dependent protein catabolic process. Gene Ontology annotation, cellular component: endoplasmic reticulum.